UAUUCACACACUGACACACACGCACACAUGUAUAUGAAUGAACUGGGGAAGCUCUGAAACACACAGUCUCUCUCUCUACGAAAGUCGUGUUGAUGCUUGCUGGUCCACAGAAUCUCAUGACAUUUUCCUGAAGGAGGAGGAAACCCAGUUCUCUCUCUCUCCUCCUGGUGGAACUCAGUUGUGAGAUUGUGGUAGCUGUCACCAUGUUUCGUCGUAGGAGCAAUUCUCAUCAUGAUCAGGGGAACGACGAACUGCAGCCUGAGGUUAAGCUUAAUGAACUUAGGGCUGCUCUUGGACCGCUAUCUGGACGCAGCUUACAGUAUUGUUCUGAUGCAUGCUUGAGGAGAUAUUUGGAAGCCCGGAAUUGGAAUGUAGAGAAAUCGAAGAAAAUGUUGGAAGAGACACUCAAGUGGAGAUCAACCUUUAAACCUGAGGAAAUCCGCUGGAGUGAAGUUGCAAAUGAAGGUGAGACUGGAAAAGUAUACAGAGCAAAUUUUCACGACCGCUAUGGAAGGUCUGUUCUUAUACUGAGGCCAGCAAUGCAGAAUACAAAAUCAUUAGACAACCAGAUGCGUCAUCUAGUUUAUCUCAUAGAGAAUGCUAUCCUUAAUCUCCCAGAUGAUCAAGAACAAAUGGCUUGGUUAAUCGACUUUACUGGAUGGGCUUUAAGCACCAGUGUGCCUGUCAAAUCUGCUCGAGAAACAAUCAAUAUUUUACAAAACCAUUACCCCGAAAGGCUAGCUGUAGCAUUCCUCUACAGUCCUCCACGUAUUUUUGAAACAUUCUGGAAGAUAGUCAAAUAUUUCUUGGACGCUAAAACAUUCCAGAAGGUGAAAUUUGUAUACCCGAAGAACAAAGAGAGUGUGGAUCUCAUGAGUACAUAUUUUGAUGCGGAUAAUCUUCCAACUGAGUUUGGAGGGAAAGCCACAUUGAACUACAACCAUGAGGAGUUUUCAAGUUUGAUGGCUCAAGAUGAUGUGAAAGCUGCCACUUUGUGGGGAUGUGGUGACAAGCACCACUGUGGUAGUAAUGGUUACUCGGGAGGAGCAGAGGUGGCUCCAGAGCCUCCGUGCAUCGCACCACCAGCCAGCUGAACCGGCUGCCUCUAACUUCCGCAAAACUAUAAUAAGUUAUGAUGUGUAGUUUACAUCGGAUUGUAGGCUGGACUGAGAUGAUAAUUAGGUUAACUAACAGCAGCUUGAUGCCUGCUUGUGAUGUUCUUGCUGAGAAACAGACACACCUUUCCAAAGGCAGACAUUGUAUUGUAAUGGCUGUUUGACUAGUGAAACAGAUUAUACCUUUUGUCUCUCUAGAAAA
Molecule: messenger RNA, 1317 nt
Organism: Cornus florida
Lineage: Eukaryota; Viridiplantae; Streptophyta; Magnoliopsida; Cornales; Cornaceae
Exons: 6
Coding region: 204-1094 (296 amino acids)
Molecular function (GO): phosphatidylinositol transfer activity
Source: RefSeq, a predicted model, not a curated record